This is a messenger RNA of Aureobasidium pullulans EXF-150, 1083 nucleotides long. RefSeq names its product NAD(P)-binding protein. The transcript has a single exon. The record is from RefSeq and is a predicted model, not a curated record. Bases 1 to 1083 code for a protein of 360 amino acids. Lineage: Eukaryota; Fungi; Ascomycota; Dothideomycetes; Dothideales; Saccotheciaceae.
AUGACCACAAGUGUAGCGGUCGAUCCUAAACCGCCACGACAGCCAAAGUUCCCGACGCACAACUCUCCGCGAGUGUGGUUUCUGACCAGCGCCAAUUCCCCUGUCGGCAUCUCGUUAGCGCGCCAUCUCUUGGACCAUGGAGACUACAUCGUAGCCGGCGUACCUCCGCUAGAGUUCGAGAAGAAUGGCGAACAGUCGCAACAUUUCCGCGAGUUCCUGGAAGAAGUCAAAGAGCAGGAGACGUGGUCGGGACGAUUGAGGGUUGUCGGCGUGGAUGUGCGCAUCAUGGGCCAGUGCCAGAGCGCUAUCGCAGAGGCCGUACACAGCUUUGGGCGCAUCGACAUCCUGUUCUGCUGUACCUCGGAGACUCUGGUCGGCACCGUCGAGGAGCUGUCGCAGACGACGCGCACCCACUCGCUGAUUCGCGACCAGUUCGAAACAAACUUCUUUGGCCCUGUCAAUGUCAUCAAGUCUAUCCUGCCCACCUUUCGCACAAAGAGAAACGGCCACAUCGUUAUGCUGUCCAACCUGUCAGGUCACAUGGGCACGCCAGGCAUGUCGGUCUACUGCGCCAGUCAAUGGGCCAUCGAAGGCUAUUGCGACAGCUUGGCUUACGAAGUCGCGCCUUUCAACAUCAAGAUGACCAUCAUACAACCCAAUAUGGAAAUCGCUGUCCUGACCAACCGCAUCACCGCUGCUCCUCCCAUGUCCGCCUAUGCCGCCGACCACAACCCUGCUCCACUGUUCCGCGACAUCCUAGCCGGCAUGCUCGACCGCCUCGAAGGCUCCGAUGAACCAACAACUGGUGAUCAGCUUCAGUCUGACACCAUCAAUACCAUCUACGCUCCUUUGACGAAAGGUAUGAAAGAGUCACUGGUCGCCGAAACUGUUCAUGCUGUUGCUGCGAUCGGAGGCCAUGACAACCCGCCUGCCAGACACAUUGUUGGUCUUGAGGGCACUGCUACAGUCAAGGAGAAGCUCAAGACUGUGAGCGAAGAGCUCGAGGAUUUUGUUGCGAGCAGCGCUGCCGUCGACAUUGUCAAGAAUGAAGACCCAAAUCUUCAGCACAACUUUCACACUUGA